AUGAUGUUUAAAUCUUCACUUGCAGUCUUAUCUCUUUCAGCCGCAUUACAAUUGGUUUUAGCCAGUUCAGUUACAAUUACCACUCCCGAACCUAAUGCUGUAUGGGAAGCUGGAUCUACCGUAGAGAUCAAGUGGAAAGUCAACAAUGAUACAACUGGCCCUAUUCGUCUUCAAUAUGCAUCAGGCCCUUCCAAGUCAUUGAAGAUCAAUGGUUUGAUUGCUGAUCAUGUCAAUGCCAGUCUCGGCAAGUACUCUUGGAAGAUUCCUUCCUCCAUCAAGGAAAAGAAAUAUGUCAUUGAAGCUGGUCCUAGUGCUAAAGAUCUUUCAUUUGCUGGUUACAUUUCUAUCAAGAACGAUAAAAAGACCACCACCAAAAAGCACACUACCAAAAAGCAUACCACCAAGAAGCACACCACCCAGAAGCACAGCUCUACCAAAAAGACCAAGAAGCACACCACUACCAAGAAGACGAGUAAGAAGACUACUGCUAAAGCCAAGAAGACUCACACCAAAAAGACCACCACCACCACCAAGAAGGGCGGUAAGCCCUCUGCCGUUUGUGUUGGCUACCCCGCUCGUGGUGAAGGUGUCAACCAAAUUGAAGAAUAUGUUCGUUGUCACUCUCUUCCCAAGGGAAAUGCUGCCAAGGCACAAAACAACAAGAAGAAGACAACCUCCAAGAAGAAGCAUACCACCAAGAAGCACACUACCACGAAAAAGUAG
Messenger RNA from Mucor velutinosus, 723 nucleotides. RefSeq lists its product as uncharacterized. The coding region runs from base 1 to 723 and encodes 240 amino acids. The record is from RefSeq and is a predicted model, not a curated record. The transcript is spliced from 4 exons. Lineage: Eukaryota; Fungi; Mucoromycota; Mucoromycetes; Mucorales; Mucoraceae.